Molecule: messenger RNA, 546 nt
Organism: Ruditapes philippinarum (Manila clam)
Lineage: Eukaryota; Metazoa; Mollusca; Bivalvia; Venerida; Veneridae
Product: tenascin-X-like
Exons: 5
Coding region: 1-546 (181 amino acids)
Source: RefSeq, a predicted model, not a curated record
AUGCGACUUGUAGUCAGAAUUAAAGUUGGGAAAAAGUAUUUUGGUACAUUUCAACAAAACAGUGAUCACUCUGGCAAAGAUAUGUUACACAGGGCAUUUGCAAUAUGUUUCAUAUCUGUUGGAAUUUGCAUCACAAUUUGUCAAGCCACAGGUUUGGGAGAAGCAUGUGCUGUACCUGGUUCUCAAGAACCGGAACCAUGUACGACGCUCAAUUCGAAAUGUAAAGAUGAUACGUGUCAAUGUAUGGAUGGAUAUACAGAAGAAGAGGGCGAAUGCAAAAUUUCGUUGGAAAAAGAAUGUACACAGGACUCUGAUUGUGUUUCAAAUUCUAUAUGUCUUGGCAACAUAGGCGGCAGUAGAAAAUGCACCUGUGCUGAAGGUUACUUCGCCAAAGACGGCUUGUGUUCUAAAGUUAUCGGAACGGCAUGCACUUCGUCAACCGAAAGCACGGUAUGCGCACUUCGCAACACUGGAUGCAAAGACGGCGUGUGUGCUUGUAACCUUGGAUACAAUGGCAUUGUAAAUUGCAGCUUAAGUUUGUAUUGA